Messenger RNA from Plasmodium cynomolgi strain B, 888 nucleotides. RefSeq names its product 60S ribosomal protein family L5. Gene Ontology annotation, molecular function: 5S rRNA binding; structural constituent of ribosome. Gene Ontology annotation, biological process: translation; ribosomal large subunit assembly. Gene Ontology annotation, cellular component: ribosome; cytosolic large ribosomal subunit. Bases 1 to 888 code for a protein of 295 amino acids. The transcript is spliced from 3 exons. The record is from RefSeq and is a predicted model, not a curated record. NCBI's taxonomy places the organism in Eukaryota, Apicomplexa, Aconoidasida, Haemosporida, Plasmodiidae.
AUGGCAUAUGUCAAAGUUGUUAAGAACAAGGCCUACUUUAAAAGGUACCAGGUGAAGUACAGGAGGCGAAGAGAGGGCAAAACGGAUUACCGAGCGCGAAAGGCCCUGAUCCUGCAAGAUAAGAAUAAGUACAACGCGCAGAAGCUCCGAUUUGUUGUGAGAAAAACCAACUGCCAAAUAAUAUGUCAGAUCGCAAGUGCACACAUUGAAGGGGAUAAAAUUUUGGCAGAGGCCAAGUCCAAGGAACUAAUCCGUUAUGGUAUCCCUGUCGGGUUAAAGAACUACGCAGCUGCAUACGCCACAGGGUUACUCUGUGCAAGGAGAUUUUUGAAAUCACUGAAUUUAGAUUCACAAUUUGUUGGAGUGGAGAAGCUAUCAGAUGACAUGAAUGAAAAUAAUGAGGAGAAGGACGAUGAUGAAGAAAGAAAACCAAUUAAAGCGUUCCUAGAUGUUGGGAUCACCAGGACAACAACGGGUAAUCGAGUCUUUGCUGCUUUGAAGGGAGCAUGUGAUGGAGGUUUGAAUAUCCCACACGGUACUAACAGGUUCCCUGGUUCGAAGAAUGAGUUUAGCCCUGAGCAAUUGAGGAAAAAUAUUUUGGGAACCCACGUUGCUGAAUAUAUGAAGACGUUGCAAGAGGAGGACAUGGAUAAGUACCGAGCCCAUUUUAACGAUUAUAUAAAGAACAAAAUAGAUGCGAAUAAUAUCGAGCAGAUGUACUUGAGUGCUCACGAAAAGAUAAGGAAAAAUCCGGAGAAGGCACAGAAGGGAAAGGACAAGCUGAAGAAAUUCGUGGCUAAACAUGAGAAGCCCAAGAAGCUCAACGCCAAGCUGAGGAAGAAGCGCGUCAAGGAAAAGUUGGCCAAGUAUGUGGAGAAGUUACAGUGA